GUUUAUAAGGCUAUGCGUGUAAAUAUUUUAUAUUAAAGUGCUGUUUGCAGUACAUAAUGGCGCACAUGUAUUGGGUUAUAUUGGCUUCCCUUUUCGCAUGCACAUUUGCACUUAAAUCCACCACAGGAAGGGAAUUCGUCACUGGAUUUCUGAGUUAUGAUCCUCAUUGCAUUUUAAGACUAGAUAUAGCCUCCAGUACAAAUGGCGAUGUUGAAGUAUACGUACCAUAUCUCGGAAUAAAUACCACCUACUCUUUCAAUAGAACAUUUUCAACUACGUUCGACGAUAGUCUUCAGCUUUACGGUACUCGGAUCGGACAAAACGGCGUUUAUGUUAAAUCAUCAGUUGAUGUUUCGGUCUACAUUACCACAGAUGAAAAUUCAUAUCAACAUGGGUACAGUGAAGACACACACCUAUGCCUGCCUAUUCAAGCGCUUGAUAGAGUAUAUUACAUUUCUAGUUAUUUUCCAAACAGAGGACUUCCAUCACAAUUUAUGGUGAUAUCCCCGUUUGCGAACACUGAGGUGAAUAUAUCCUUUCCUAACGGCACAUCGAUAUCAAAGACACUGAACCGGUUGGACGUCUAUCAGGAAGCCUCCCUGAAUAGCGAUCUUACUGGUACUAUCGUCCAGUCAAGUAAACCCGUAUCUGUGGUAAGCGGAGUGGCAUGUGCGACUGUUCCUAAUGCCGAUAUUUUUUGUGAUAUGAUUGGUGAACAAAUGAUACCAACUAAUGCAUUCGAAACAAAUUUCAUCAUUCCGCCAAUCCUAUCUUACCAAUUCAUGGUUCGUAUUUUCAGUAGUCAACGUAAUAACAAGGUAUGUGUAAAAGACGAAUUGCUUGAAAAUUGCACAAUUAUGGAUUCACAUAAAUGGUUUGAGUCUGUACCUACUCUUUCGCCCUUAGUCGUCACUAGUCAAGAACCGAUAUCCGUCAUACAAUACAAAGAAAAUCAAGCGUAUAUGACAAUAAUUCCGAGUAUUCGUCAAUUUAUGAAUGCGUAUACUUUUUUUGCACCAGAGGUCUCUGCAGACCACAUUCACUAUAUUUCCGUUACCAUAAUCUCUUCUGCAUCGCAAUUGCUUCGUCUAGACGGCAAAUUACUUAGUGAUCAACUUGUUGACACUGCUCACGUGGCACAUCCAUUCAACAGUUAUACAGUCCUCACAUUCAGAAUAACUUCAGGAUACCACGUGAUGACAUCGACAGAUACACAUGUUGUGUUCGGAUUGAUUGUAUUUGGAAUUGGAUCCGAUGCCGCAUACGGUUAUCCUGCUGGGAUAAACUUUGGUAACUAUAUGAAUGAAUGUGCAUCCUCCCCAUGUCUUCACGGUGGUACAUGUUCAGAUGGUGUUAACGCUUUCACCUGUUCUUGCUUAGCUGGCUACAGUGGAAGGAAUUGUGAAAUCAGUAAGUUUUAUUUGUUUGUUCAUUUUGUUCAACAUCUAUUGAAAUGAUCAUGACAGACCAAUAUCAAAUUUUCCCAAAUGAAUGAACUUCGAUGUAAUUCGUUUUCAAUAAAUCAUUGUACAAUUGGGCUCUCCGUCUUGUUUAUGAAAAUAAUAACGAGGACAUCUGUAUUAAUUGUAAAUAUAAGUUUGACUAAUUUCUUGUUCCUAGAGCCUUCGCGGAUGUUUCAAAUACUCAGUUUUAAUUUAUAUGAUCUACGUUAAAAUCCCCCGUAAUCCCCCGUCGGGUUUUCCAUUAUGUUUCGGACGUUAACGGAAAAAUAAUCCAAUGCUGACGCAACUAUACAUUUUCCUUCGUUUUCACGUAAUAUUUGUACACACUGAUGUGUGUUCACUUUGUGAGUUUUCGCAUAUUUACAAUUGCAGACUCCAACAAACAGUUGAUGUGCUACAGUUGUGAAGACAUGUCUAACCUUGAACUUUGUGAUACAGUGAAACAAUGUGGCGAUUGGGAAGUGAGACGUUUGAGUUUAUAAUUUGUAUACUUAUUUUACAAUACGGUUUAAAAACAUAAUAUUUUAGAACACUUUGUACAGCGCACCAUUGAUAAUUUUAACUGUAUGUAUUUGCAUCUAUGUUAAGAAAUGAAUAUGUAUUCAGGUAUGUGUGGUAGAGAGAACCCAUGUCAAGUACAGGUCGGGAUGUGCCAAUAGUUCGAUUUGUUCGACAUAUUAUCCAAGCUCCAGUCACUGUGCAGAAUGUUGCAAUAACGACUACUGCAAUGGUCGUGGAUGCGGGGAUGAAGGUUUAGUCUCAAGACCUGAACGAGGGCCAUUGUGCUAUGACUGCAAUCAUGUUCGAAC
Dreissena polymorpha is the source of this 2272-nucleotide messenger RNA. RefSeq lists its product as uncharacterized. The transcript is spliced from 5 exons. Lineage: Eukaryota; Metazoa; Mollusca; Bivalvia; Myida; Dreissenidae. The record is from RefSeq and is a predicted model, not a curated record. Gene Ontology annotation, molecular function: calcium ion binding. Bases 57 to 1457 code for a protein of 466 amino acids.